AAAAAAAAAAAACUUUUUUCCCUGCUCGACUUUGAAAAGUUUCAAGUUCUCCGCGCGCGCAACAAAAUUUCGUAACCAUGACAACAAAAGGAAAAAACAAUGACCACACAAUUGAAACGUGCUUUGUGUUCAGAACUCUAAUUUCUAUUUUUUUAAAUGAUAAUAAACAAACUUGAUGAAAAAUGGAAACAAAUAUCACCGCCGAUUUUCGAAAAUGGAUAAGAAAUUGUCUCGUUGAACAAUUUAAAGAAACAAUUGAUAAAAAUUUGAAUAAUGAAAAUUACGAUGAUAAUGAUGAUAAUAAUUCAAAGGAAGUGGCAAAAAAAAUUAUUGAUUCCAAAGAGAUGAAAGAUUUAAUUCAUGUAAUAAAAACUUCAAUAAAUAAUGACGAGGAUGAGGACGACGACGAUGAUGAUGAUGAUGAUGAAGAAAAAUUAGAAUUUCCCGAUGGAACACGUUCAUUGACAUCAAUUUCAUAUAUUAGUGAUUUUUCCAAUGAUGAAUGGCUUUCAUUUAAAGGUAGUUCAAAUCGUUAUGAACAAUUAAUGGAAAAAAUUGAUACAAAACAACCGGUACAUGUGCGAUUAGCUGGCUAUGAAGCAUUAUUAAAACGUGAAUUAUCAGGUAUUUUUUCCAUUCAAAAUUGGGAUUAUUUUUUAAAAAUAUUACGCGAUGGUAUUGCCGAUGAUAGUCGACCUGUUUUUGAGGCAAGUUUACAGAUGCAUGCAAAAUUAUUAAAUUCACCGCAAUCAAAUGAAAUUUAUGGUAAUUUAAUGUUGGCAUUUAAUGAACAAUAUCAAUCGAAAAAAAUUCAAGAUAUUUUACCAACAUUAAUAUCGGGUGUGAAUUUUAAAAUUUUACUACAUGAAAAAUUAGUGAGAAUUAUGUUUUUAAUUGUACGACAUCAGGAGGAAAUUUUGAAAGGUGUGAGAACUAUUGACAAGAAUUUGGAGGAAUUAAUUGAACAAUUUGUCGUUUUUGUCAGUACUUAUAAUUGUGCAAGUCCAAUUCAGGUGAAGACACUGAGUCCAUUGAAUAUACUCUCAAUUCUCGAGCCAGAAGCAUCGUGGAGUGAAAAAUGGAUACACAGUUUAACAACGAGAAAAUCAUUUUGCAAUACUCUGGCAAAAUCACCAUCGUUACUUAAUACAAUUAUACAAAUAACAAUGAAAGGUCUCACCGAUGCUCCAUACACAGUUUCCUUGUCAAUAGUCGACGAUCCCGGUGAAGUAUUCAUAACAGGCGAAACAAUUGAAACAAUGACAUAUCUUCAUUCACUCACACUAAUCACACAAUUGACAAGCUAUACAACUGGUCGUAAUUUAUUAUCCGAGACACAAAUUGAAAAUCCCUUUUCAAUAACGGAUUUUAUUACCGCUCUAUUAACACAACUCAAUAUUCUUGCAUCAUCAGAAAUACCAAGUGUUAUCUAUGAAAUUUCACGUAAAGCAUUACGUUAUAUUCUCCUGAAGCCAACAAUUCUUUACGAUGCAAGAUUCUAUCAUAUUGCAUUUAAUCCACUAAUGACAAAUUCAAAUGAGAGAAAAAUUUUUCCCCACACAUUGGAUGUUACAAUGCAUAUGUUGGAUACGGCCGAUGGUGUUUCAUUUAUGAGUACAGAGGCGCGUUUAAGUUCGGCAAAAUCUGAGGAAUUAAAUUCAUCAUCAUCAUAUCCGGCUGUUGCAAUUUUGGAAUAUAUUUCGGAUUUAUUACGACAACCAUUGUCGGUGAUGAAUAUUGAACUUGUUGUUGAUCUUUUUACAUAUAUUGGAAGAUUGGUGACAAUUUAUGAUGUCUAUGAAAUAAUACAGGAGACAAUUGAGGGGAAAUUUUAUCCGGCUUUGGCGUAUUUUUAUGGAAAAUUAGAUAAAUACGCGGUGGAAAAUGAAAUUAAGACACAAUUUCUCAAUAGCGCGGCAAAAAAUAUGUUAUUAAAAAUUGUCUCAAUGCCAUUGGGCCUUCAAUUACUAUCGGGCGAGACAAUAAUAUUUGAGGAAUUAAUAAGAGGCUCAAUUGGACCACUUCGCGCCUCAUGGAAUUCAAGUGAUGUUGUUUCAUUUAUUUCAAAUAGUUCAUGUUUCACAUUUGGUGAAAAAAUUCUCUCUGAAUUGGCACCACAUGUUCUUUCAACACUUUUAAAUGAACUCUGUAAACUUCUUGAAAAUUUACAUUGUUUUCACGAUCCAUGGAGCGAGAGAGAUGUAGAAACAUUUCUUCAUUUACUGACAAUAUUUUCAUUGAACACAAAAUGUUUCAUAGCAUUUAUGUCGACGGACGAAACAAGUUCUGAUGAUGAUAAUAUUUAUCCAUUGAAUUUAAAUGAACUUUUUCAACAUUCCGUCAAUUCCGAUUCGGAGUAUCAUUAUCUUAGUCUAUUGUCAACUAGAGCUGUUAUUUGGAAUUUGGAUAUUUAUCUCUUUUUAGAAAAAUCUCUAAAUUUGGAGAAUGAACUUCUAAAUCUCCAAAGAUUUUGCACCAUUGACAAUAGUGAUGAAAAUUAUGUGACGACGACAACAAUGGAAAAUCAUGACACUUACAUUAUCGACGAGUGUAGUAUAAUGCGUCAUCAAAUUUUAUCCGAUUCCUAUUUUAUGCGACAAAAACGACAGGAAUACAUUAAACAACCAGAGGAUUGUCUUCUUUUUUCAAAAUUUCCACCUCCACAAGGACCAGAGGAGGGUUUUGUUAGAAAUUCAUCUGACGACACGGAAAUGGAAAAUUUUCUCCAAGACGAUGUUCCUGGUUUACGUGACAGUGGUUGGGUUUCACAGGCACGAAAAUCAUUUCGUUCUUCAGCUGGUUCAAUGAAGACCGAUGUUAUGUUAAAUUUAUUGGAUCAAAUGCAAAAAGCAAUUCCAACUGUUGAAUGGGUGGAUCAUUUUACAUGGGAGACAAUUGAUUACAAUGAAGAUUAUUGGCUACCAGAAGAUCUUCGUGGAAUUGAAUUAGUUUUGCGUUACUUCGAUUUAAAUGGAACAUUGGAAUGUAAAGAUAUUGGAAGGGAAAAUUUGAAAAUUUUCAUUCAAUCGUCUCAUGCAUUUAUAAAAUACAAAAAACCACAUCAAUACGAUGGAUUCGAUUGGUUUUUAUCGACUGUCUUCAUUGCAUGUAACGGCGAUUUGGAAAAAUCAAAAACAUUUGUGACGCAAAUUGUUCGUUUUCCAUCGACAAUUUUCAUGUGGCCAGCACUCGCCAAUGUUGUUGACAAAAGCAAUGAAGAAGAAUCAACAACACAACUUUUACUUGCUCAUCUUUUGGAAUUUUUAAUCAGCAAAGAAUUUCCUACAAUUAAAUAUGCAAUGAAAAAUAAAUGCGGCGUCGAUUGGUGGACAAUUUCAUUACGACUUUGUCAUCAAUCAUUUUGGGGAAUUCUCCCUUGGGACGAGAUAAUUCAUUUUUACGCAAUUUGCAUUCUCUAUCCACCCGAUUAUAUUAUUUACUAUUGUGUCUCGCUAUUAAAUCAUUGUCAAAAUGAUUUCAUGGAAAAUGUAAUGAACGGAAAAUUGUGGCCCGAAUAUCUGAUUCUAGAAGACUACCGAUGUCACAGUCAAAUUGGAUACAUGGACAGAUUGGGUAAACGCUAUAGUGGUAAACUUUUACCAAUACUUUCACAAAGGAAAUUCAAUUUUCCCGAGACGAAUUAAAAAAAACAUUAAUAAAUUGUUAUUUUGUAAUUAUUUGGUGUCGAAUUCCAUUUGUUCAAUUGUACAGUGUAGAUCAAUAAUUAAAAAAUAUUUCAAAUUGAAAA
Molecule: messenger RNA, 3748 nt
Organism: Leptopilina boulardi
Lineage: Eukaryota; Metazoa; Arthropoda; Insecta; Hymenoptera; Figitidae
Product: protein broad-minded-like
Exons: 9
Coding region: 183-3644 (1153 amino acids)
Source: RefSeq, a predicted model, not a curated record